Pleuronectes platessa (European plaice) is the source of this 6973-nucleotide messenger RNA. RefSeq names its product synembryn-A. The transcript is spliced from 16 exons. Gene Ontology annotation, biological process: G protein-coupled receptor signaling pathway. NCBI's taxonomy places the organism in Eukaryota, Metazoa, Chordata, Actinopteri, Pleuronectiformes, Pleuronectidae. Gene Ontology annotation, molecular function: guanyl-nucleotide exchange factor activity; G-protein alpha-subunit binding. Gene Ontology annotation, cellular component: cytoplasm; plasma membrane. The record is from RefSeq and is a predicted model, not a curated record. The coding region runs from base 4618 to 6711 and encodes 697 amino acids.
UUCUAACAGAGUGCAGGAGGUGAAAUGGAACGUAGAGAAACGCAGCAUGUCUCAGAAAGUUGCGCUGAAGUCUCCGUGAAUCGACUCGUACGUCAGAAAAACGCUUGCGGCUGUAGAAGUUUGUCCGCAGCGAUGCUAACGCUAGCUUCACUUCCGCGGUUUGACCAUGAACCCCAACAGCUGUGCGGCGUCAACGACCGACCAGACACGAGCUGUAUCACAGAGGAGCGACACUUGUUGGUCUCAGAGAGACCGACGGACAGAGAGGGAGGAGAAGACUUCAGGGCUCCUUCCUGGUCAUGUUCAUCCGGGGAGAAGGCUCGUGUUCGGAGCUAAACUGGCGCUGGACGUGUAGUUUAUCUAAGGAGACUCCAUUUGUCUUCCUGCAGCCAGAGACACCGGAGCAGCAGGGCACACAACGCCGCACAGUGGAUCCAGGCCUAGACGAUCGUCCUCUGAAUGAAACGGGAUGAUCUUCAGUGCUGGGACAUGCUCCUCCCGUGUGUCCUCUGUCCUUUUCACACCUGAAGCCUGGACAGCGUCCCCGGAGAGGACGGUGUCUGCGUCUGACCUGCGGAUCCCACAGAAUGAGGCAUACAACUCAGAUUUACGAUGAUAUAAGAUGCAGGGGAACUGAUCCAUGGGGAAGCUUUGAUAUCCUCCCUCCUAAAAGUGUGUUCGUUGAUGUUGUUCAUCACUUACCUCUCAGUCAGUCUAAGUGGUGAGGCAGCAGUCAAAGGCACGGUCAGCAGCAGCAGAACAAUUAUCUCCAUUCCGCACUGGCCUGUGGCAGAAAAUCAUUUAUCCUCAACAGACUUAUUCUUAAUUUCUUAAAAACUGAGUAUUAGCCAUAAAAACUCAGAUACAUUAGACAUUAUCCCAAAAAUGUAAUAAACACCUUAAGUAUGAGCAUUAGAGACCUUAUCAGAUUAGAAAUGACACAAAUGAAGAAUGAUACUCACCAACAAGAAAAUGUAAAAACCUGCUGUGGCUGUUUGAGUGAACCAUCAAUCCAGAUGUGCAGUUGUAGUGCUUUGCAGAUCGCUGAGAUGCUCGAACCUGUCUCCUGUCACCUAUCUCCACAUCUGGUCCUUUUAUAGUGGGAUGGCAGGGUGUGGGGGCGUGGCCGUCCCUAGUCAUCACACCGCACUGACCCACUCCAACUCAUUAAUCAUCGGCUGGGUGGCAGUUUUAUCUUCUAUUUACACGAGCUGCGAUACUAACAUAAACAACCUAUUUAACCAUACGCAGUAUUGUACUUAUACUCAAAGUGACCUUGUACCUCGUGUGAUGUUUACAUUGAUUCUUAUGUUGGCUCUUUGCUCCACCCCCCCUCCCCCCCAACAUCCUCCUCCAUCCCUCCUCUCCCUCACUCCACUUGCUGCUGAGCAAUUGUUCCAGAAAAUCAUUCUUUCAUUUCCAUCACCUGCAGGAAGCCCGGCGGGCCCAAAAUAGCACUGAUUUUCCUCCAGGCGUUUCUUUAUCGCUGUCGCUUUCCUGUGGGUUUUUUCCUUUGACUCACUUUGGCCGUCAAUAUGUUUAUUCCUGAAAUGUCCUUCAUCCCACCCCCCACCCCCCAAAUUAAAUACAGUGUUCGGAAAAACAACUGUUCGAUCUUACCCCUCACCUCAAGGAUAAUUUGUUUUGAUCACUUUAUGUCGGUUUAUGUCUUUUCUUCCCCCCCUGCUCACAGGAACAAGGAAUAAUUAGCUUUUCAGGAUUGCCACAUUUGAACAUCUCUUUCAGGAAGUUCUCCCAUAAUUUCUUUAUCUUUUUAUAGGAUAGUAAAUCCACGGGGGAGCCGGUGUCACGUUUAAUGUUGUCCAGCCUCCACACGGUUUCUCCCAGCCUAUCUAUCUUCUCACUAAAUCACGACUUCCUCUCUUGAGUCUAUUGUGUAUCCUUUCCUGUGACUGCCAUCUGGGCAGCGUGAGUAUAGAGCACUGAGUCAUCACUGCCGCGCAUGCACACCACAGCAUAGGCAGUCAGAUGAUGAGGAAACCUUUUGAUUUCCCAUGAUUAAGCACUGAUUUCACACGUAGUUUGAUGAAUAAUUUCCUCUGAGAUGUUAUGACUGGUCUGCAGACAGUUAUAAUGUGUUAAAAAUUUCACAGCCUCUCCUGCUGGCGGGCUUGAGUAAAUAGGUCACUUUGGUCAAAAAUAUAAACAGGGAAUAAUUUUAAAACCCAAGUAAAUACAUCCUAAGUAUAAACUAACUUCUCUAGUCAAUAGCUUGGAACAACAGUCAUGUGCAGAGUCUGAAUCGGCUUCAUUGUCUGAGCAUGUGCACACGUACAAGGAUUUUGACUGUGUUCACAUUGCUCUCAGUGUACUUACUGUACAUAAAAUAAACAUGCAGCUAGGGAGGAGGAGAACAAUAAAACUGAACAAAUCAGUAAAAUGAUGGUUAAAAAUACUUAUACUCAAAGAUAAAGGGAUAAUGUUCCAACGAUCAAAGGUAAAGGUUAAAGGGACCUUUAUAUGAAUCUGGGAAAAAGUAGGUAGAAAUAUGUACACAGAGACUGCACUAACUGGCGGAGGCCUUUAACCGCAGAGCAGUAAUUUUAGUUUAUUAUUAUUAAAAUAAAAUAAGAGGAUGAACUAGAUUUAACCACAUCAAUAGCAACUAGAAACUAAAGCAAAAAAAAAUACAGCUAAUGUAGCAAAAAAGGAAGGGGGGUUAUAAUGCUGGGUUAUCUUACUGUCUGUGUUAGGUUGUCUUAUUGUCUGUGUGUGUUUGCUUAAUCAAACUACAUGUCUCCAUACACAUAUGAUGUUUCUCAUGUCCAAUGGAAGUUUCAUUUUUCCACUUAUCGGCCCAUGUUUGGAUCCUAAGGAAUUUUGAUGACACAAAAUGAUCUCACAUCACAGGUACAUUUCUUAAACUCCUAUUUACAGUACACACGGACGAGCACAGAGAAACCUUCUCUCUUGUGCAGAUGAAUGUGAAAACAACCUUGUAGUCAAACUCUGCAAAUAUGUAACAGGGCCGAGUGAAGAUGAGACAUUCAAGCGAAGUAAUGACAUUUGAAACACAUGUUUGCAUGGAGGGCGACUUUAAGAGGAUAACAAAUACAUUGCAAAUUUAGUCAUUAUUUUAGUAUAAACAAAGUGUAAAAAUUACUUUAUAUGAAUAUGAAUAUAUGAAGUUAAAAAUAUAUCAAAUGAAAAUAUUUUUGAUAAAUACAUUUAUUUCCCAGCCUUCAUACCUUAGAUAUUUUUCAUGAUAUAAAAUAUAUAGAUAUAAUAUCCUCUGGGCUCAUCAUAUGGGAUACAACUAUAUAUGUCACAAAUACACAAAGAGAUCAACACUCUGUCCAAAAUAGCUUCAUCAAAGUGGAUUGACCCUGAGAACGUACAGUGGGGAGUUGAGUUAAGGCUACAUGCAGUAUCGAGUGUCCCAGGUGUUAUGACAGCGAGUCACGAGAUGAGUCUGGGUCAGGAUGAUUAAAGUCGACAGUCCUGGAUGGCGUAACUCAGGAACAAUGCUUGUUUUUAAAGGUCACCGAAGGUCCUUCGCCCCCUUGUAGCUCCGACUUGUUGAUAUCCGAUAUGUCAGGCGGUCAAUUCCUCUUGGAGGGAAUAUGCGUUUGCUUCCAGGAGAACAGUUUGUCAGAACUCCUCUGACUUUUCUCCCGCUCUCGCUGACACACAUCCUGUUGUUGUUGCAGGCCCGCGGCUACCAGCCGGCCACUUCAGCCUCUCUGCCCUGCUUCCUCUGCCCACUGGGCACAAGAGAGAGCAUCCUGCCAGGAAGGCCCGUCUGACACUCGCACAUCAUCUUCUCACAGUUCUCAGCUUCUCAGGUCACUCACCACUCUCUGCCACAAGCGUGUAAAACAUCUAUUUCAGACAGUAGAAAGUAAACAAAACUCUUUUACAUUUUAUAACGUGCAGUUACAUUGUGCAAGAGAUAAAUAAUCCUCUGAGUAAAUUGACUGCACCAUAAAUUGCUCCAUCUUGUGGGAGUAGACACAAACAUUAUCUUGAUAAUAGAGAGUGCACAACAUGUAAUUCACUGUACGUUGUCAUUUAUGACGGAUUUGACUUAAUACAAAUCCACAUGUUUUAAGCUGCAAACUAUACUGACGACUCUGCGAACACAUUUCACAGCGAUGUUUUUCAAGUCCAGCUUAGAGGAGCUCCAACACGCAACAGCUAGAGAAGCGACAUUAAAACUAAAUCUUAAUGGUUAUUUUAGUGUUUCCUCGGCCAUCAGCAGCUGUGAGUGAAACAGAUAGACGCUGGACAGACAGAGACAGACAGAGAGAGAGAAAGAGUUGUGCAGCGGCAGUCUGGAAACCUGUAAAAGGUCGGAGGGUCAACACAGAGAGAUAUAAGCCUAGAGUCCAUUAGUGGAUUAUAACCAUAACCACUCCAUGGCUACUGCAUCUCUCCUGGAUUAAAGUGAGAGAGUGUGAGGGAGAGUGUGAGGGAGAGUGAGUGCGUGAGGGCGACUGGAAAGUGAGGUGACCAAAUUCGAAUGCUGAAUACUGGACAUGUGGAUCGAGAAACACAGAGGAACACGCUGAACUGAGCUGUUUGAGUAGAUUCGAGGAGGUUCUGGCACAAGUACGGUCCGACACCUGGCUGAUUGAGUGAACAGACAGAGGAGCCAUGGAUGUAGACGUGGAGGGGAUUAUCCUGUGCAUUAAGGAGGGGGAUGAGACCGGUGUUCAGACUCAGCUGCAGGAGUUCAACAAAGAGUACGCCCAGUGCUUCUUCUUCGACGCCGAGGAGCGGGACCGGAGGAAACAAAGAAAACUAGAAGAGUUCAGGCAUAAUAAAGUGAGGGAUUAUGCUGAUUCUGACUCCGACUGCGAUGAGGAUGACCAGGAGGAUCGUGGCUUCAUCCUCAGACAGAAUUUAGCUGUGGUCCUCUUGAGGUUUAUUAGAACAGGAGUUAAAUUACAUCUGCUGAGGGUGUGUGUACGCACCCUGAGGAUCCUGUCCAGGGACAAGAAGGUCUUGGGCCCCUUUGUGACAGACAACGCUCUGCUGACUCUGGCCAAACUAGCAGGGCUGACCACAACCGAUGCCAGCGAUGAAGCCUGCGACCCCGACUCUGAUUUCUACGACAACAUCAUCGCUUCCCUUACCGAGGCCAAAGUCCUCAACUCCGGUGUCGAGGAGGAGGAAGGCGACGCAGAGACCGAGGCCAACGACCAGAGCGAAGAGUGCUCAGCCAUAGACGAGGACGUCAAGAGUGAAGACAGCAUCGUCAACAGCGGGGAAGUGGACAGUGUCAGCGGGAUUGGGAGCCACAGGACCAGCAUCAACGAGAUGCACAGAGGCAGCAUCCAUCACAAGGUGCUGGAGCGAGGGAGGAAGGACCGCAGAGAGAGCAAAGUGGAGGGGAUGGAGGAGGAGGAGGACGGGGAGUCAGGAGAGGAGGCUCUGAGGAAAGAGGCCAUGAAGGUGUUAUGUAACGUGGUGUACAACAGCACCUGGGCACAGGAGAGGUUCAGUGCUCUCAGCCUCCUGAGUGGUCUCAUGGAGUGUCUGUCCACCAGCGUCAGCUCCUCAUCUCCCUCCAGUGUUCAGUUCUACGAACUACGCCUGAUGUUCCUCAUCACUGCUCUGCGGCCUGAGCUCAGAACUCAGCUCCAGCAGGAGGGCGGGUUGCCCGUCCUCACAGCGGCCCUGGAGAGCGGCCUGGAGGUGCAGUGGAAGGAGCAGUACGAGUGUGCGCUGCAGCCGGUGGCAAAUCCAAUCUCCCUGGAAGCCUCCCAGCGUGUCAUAGAGAUACUGAAAAUCCUCUUUAACAUCACCUACAGCAGCCACAGACAGGAGCCCAGCGAGGAUAACGCAGCUCUUUACCGACACCUGGUGGCCAUCCUGCGUCUCUGCCUGAUGAGGAAGUGCACACUGUCAAACGACACUGAUGAGCUGCAGAGUCACACAGUGAACCUGCUGUCGGCGCUGCCCCUCCAGUGUCUCGACGUGUUGCUGCUGGUUCCUCAGGAUCCGGACUCGGAGCAGUGCCCGGGGGUCAACAUGGACUGUGUGAACAUCCUGCUGACAUUCAUGGAGAGACGCCUCGAGUCGGGUGAUAAAAUCAAAGAGAAGCUGACACCGAUCCUCAAUCUGCUGACAGAGAGCUGCAGGGCCCACAGGGAAACACGCCACUACAUCAGGAAACAUAUCCUGCCUCCUCUGACGGACGUAUCCCACCGGCCAGAGGAAGGCUCCACGGUGAAGAAUCGUCUGAUCCGUCUGAUGACUCACCUGGAUACAGACGUCAAGCACUGUGCUGCCGACCUCCUCUUUGUCCUCUGCAAGGAAAACGUGAGGCGUUUUGUCAAGUACACAGGUUACGGCAACGCAGCGGGCCUGCUGGCCACCAGGGGGCUGCUGUGCGGCCAGGGGCGCAGAAUGUCCAGCUCUGCCGGCCGCUAUUCCAGCGACUCCGACUCUGACACCGAGGAGUACCGGCAGGUCAAAGAUCGCAUCAACCCUGUGACGGGCCGGCUGGAGGUGGAGCAUUCGAACCCCAUGGAGGGCAUGACGGAGGAGGAGAAGGAGGAGGAGGCCAAGACGCUGAUGAUGCUCUUCAACAAGCUGUCCAGAAGUAACAACACCCAGACAAUGGGAGUGGACUCGGAGGGGAAGCUGGUCCCACUGUCGGGCCUGAGGGAGAACUCACUCGGUGAGGAGAUGAGGUCUGAGUCAGAGAAUGACGGAGAGGCAGAGGAAGGAGAGAAGAACUGAAACAUGUCAAAGUCCCUCAAUCUAAUUAAUUUCGGUAAUUCUUUUUCUUCAGUUUGAUAUGAAAGUAAAGGGGUUUAGGGACCUGCACACAAGAAAGGAUGUAAAAAUCUAUUUGUGAUUUUAUUUAUUUGAGUUAAUAAUAAUAAUAUAGAGCCAUUUUAAGGUCACAGUGGUUUGAGUCAAGAAUUGUAUUCUGAAUUGACAGUAGGUCAUGAUAACAUGAUGAACAUAUAUAAUAUUUUAAUAAAGUUUUGAAAUCAUA